AUGUCUACAGCAACUCAUCGCGUCAACCGCGCCUCGUUCUUUCAAGCAAUGAUGGCGGUGCAAGAUAAACUGUGGCGGGUAUGGAUGAAGGUUGGCCCCACCUUUGCGCUCAGCGUCAUGCGGCCCUGGGAACAACUCUUCGCCCCGCUCCUCCUCACAUCCAUCGCAGCAGUAGCCGCAGUCAUGGCUGCCAAACUCACAGCAUACACAGCAGACUCCCUCUACAAUCUUGCCGUUUCGGCAGCGACUGUGAUUGUGCACAUCAGUCGAUUCGAGGCCCACGCAAACUUGUCCAAAUCCUUCCGCGACGACGCUGCUCCAUGGAUCAUCCUCCAAUCUCGGUCCUGA
Molecule: messenger RNA, 348 nt
Organism: Moesziomyces aphidis
Lineage: Eukaryota; Fungi; Basidiomycota; Ustilaginomycetes; Ustilaginales; Ustilaginaceae
Source: the annotation of a GenBank genome assembly